Trichoplusia ni (cabbage looper) is the source of this 933-nucleotide messenger RNA. RefSeq lists its product as uncharacterized. The coding region runs from base 279 to 866 and encodes 195 amino acids. The transcript is spliced from 4 exons. NCBI's taxonomy places the organism in Eukaryota, Metazoa, Arthropoda, Insecta, Lepidoptera, Noctuidae. The record is from RefSeq and is a predicted model, not a curated record.
UAUGUUAAUACAAUAUUACGAAGUAAUCAAAUUAUACGAAUAUUACGAAGUAAUUAAAUUUUACUGAAAUCAACGGCGCUACUGAAAUAAAAAGGUUACCAGGAUAUUAUCCAAUAUCAACAGCUUACAAAAUGUUUACUAGCCUUUAAACACUGAUAGAUUUCUCCCGAAAUCGAUGAAAAAAACUUUCGGUUCCCGUGGCAACAAUAAAAUACUUGUCACAUCUUUUCGUUACCAGCUUUUUAAUAAAAUCUUACAAUUUUUUAAAAUCUCUAACAAUGGAGGCUGGGGCCACCGAAGCAGGCGUUCAAGCGGAUAUUCCAGAACCAGCAAAUGAAGAGGAAACAUUGAAAAUAAGGCCACUUGAGCGAAUUAUACUCAACCCUAAAGUUCCUGUGGAACCCUCAUCGUAUGGUAAAGGGAAGAAUUUUAGCCGACCAUGGAUCUUACAGGAUGGCCGGGAGCCACCCGGGAAGGGCAGCGAAAUGCGCCACAACUAUAAAACUCCUAAGAAAGCGCAUCGAGCGGAAGGUAUCCGUAAAAGAAUGCUCACAGAUUUCUUCUGGGAGCAGAUGUUGGAUGAAGUUAUUGAAGAGUUGGCCACAUCUCAGCCCGUAUCUGAAUAUUGUUCCGAGUAUGACGCUAAUUAUGUAAAGGAUAGUUUUGAACCGCGAAACUUGGAAGUUACUGCGGAUAGAAAUAUGCAUCUAAAAUAUCCGUUGUACGGUACUGGUUCAAGCGCCAUUACAUUUUACAGCGAGACCAUUUCAAAAACGGGUCCGGGUGAAAUUUUGGAGAAAUUCCGGAGGUGCCAAUACUUCACUAAGCCUAUGGAAGAAAGGCUGGACGACGGUUGGGUUUUGUAGAUUGUUUUGCCAUUAUUUAAAGUAUGAACCAUUAUGAUGAAUUUAUUAAAGUAGCUCUUCGAAUAUA